CCUCUCUCUUGAACGAUCAAUACGCCCUUGAUCUUUCUCUUUUCUUACUUUUCUUUGAAUUUGCUUUACAAUCAUGUCUGAUUUUGGCAGCUACGGUGGAGGUUCUAUGGACGCUAAGAAGCAGCAAGUAAUGGACCAGGUCCGCAGCGAACUCGCGCUUGCCAAUGCUCAGGAACUCAUUAACAAAAUCAAUGAAAAGUGCUUUGCAAGGUGCGUACUCAAGCCCAGCACUAAGCUUGACAACAGUGAACAGAACUGUUUGUCCAACUGCAUGGAUCGUUAUAUGGAGGCAUGGAACAUUGUGUCACGUACCUACAUUAGCCGUGUCCAGCGCGAAUCCCAGAACAUGGGAGGAAGUGGAUUUUAAACAUUUGUACUGCAGCCGGAUACUUGUGAGCAAACAGUUCAAUUCGCGUCAUAAUAAAACAAAGGAUGAUUGUUGUAUUGUGG
Molecule: messenger RNA, 450 nt
Organism: Lobosporangium transversale
Lineage: Eukaryota; Fungi; Mortierellomycota; Mortierellomycetes; Mortierellales; Mortierellaceae
Product: Tim10/DDP family zinc finger-domain-containing protein
Exons: 4
Coding region: 74-367 (97 amino acids)
Source: RefSeq, a predicted model, not a curated record